AUGAUUGAGUUUCAAAAAGUGAUUCAAGACCUUUUCUUACAAGAUCAUCCUUAUUUUGUCCCAACCUUUACUUGGAGCAACAAACAAAAAGACACGUACCUUGCAAGAAAACUUGAUAGAGUUCUUAUAAACUCUCCUUGGGUUACCACCUUUAAGAAAUCUUUUAUUGAAUUCGCUGCCCAUGGGCCUUCUGAUCAUUGUAUGGGGCUAGCCUGGAUUAGCAAAGACACUCAAAUCAACAAACCUAAGCCUUUCAAGUUUUUCAACUUCUGGUCCACUCAUUCAAACUUUCUUGAAAUUGUCCAACAGUCUUGGCAACAACCCUCCCAUGGUAACCCAAUGCAGAAAUUAUUCUCUAAGCUAAAAUGCCUUAAACCUUGUCUUCAUAAAUUAAAUAAAGACUUCUACAAUAAUAUUUCUGCUAGGGUAAAACAAAAGAAGGCUGAGUUGGAACAAAUUCAAAUAGAAACUCUUAAAGGCAUCAACUCUAUGGACAAGGAUUUGAUUGUUCAAAAGGAUUUGAAUGCUUUAGAGGACAAUGAGAAAAUGUUUCUUAAGCAGAAAGCAAAAAUCCAGUGGAUUAAAGAUGGGGAUAAAUGCUCAAAAAUAAAAGAGAUACCAUUAGAGUUCUAA
Hibiscus syriacus is the source of this 633-nucleotide messenger RNA. RefSeq lists its product as uncharacterized. The coding region runs from base 1 to 633 and encodes 210 amino acids. The transcript has a single exon. Lineage: Eukaryota; Viridiplantae; Streptophyta; Magnoliopsida; Malvales; Malvaceae. The record is from RefSeq and is a predicted model, not a curated record.